This is a messenger RNA of Coregonus clupeaformis (lake whitefish), 1682 nucleotides long. RefSeq names its product alpha-amylase. NCBI's taxonomy places the organism in Eukaryota, Metazoa, Chordata, Actinopteri, Salmoniformes, Salmonidae. Gene Ontology annotation, molecular function: cation binding; alpha-amylase activity. Gene Ontology annotation, biological process: carbohydrate metabolic process. The record is from RefSeq and is a predicted model, not a curated record. The transcript is spliced from 10 exons. The coding region runs from base 108 to 1628 and encodes 506 amino acids.
GUAAAACAAAAGCUAACUCUGACAAACUGUUGCGCCAUUCACUUGUUAUUUAGCAAAUACUACUUUAUCUCUCGGUUCGCAACGGGGCCAUACACAAGGGAGACAACAUGAUGAAGUAUCUAGUUCUGUUGGCCCUCCUGGGGCUGAGUCAGUCUUACCACAACCCCCACAACAAGCAUGGCAGGCAGGCCAUCGUCCACCUGUUUGAGUGGAAGUGGAGCGACAUCGCGGCUGAGUGUGAGAGGUUCCUGGCUCCCAAAGGAUACGCUGGGGUUCAGAUCUCCCCUCCUCAAGAGAGCAUUUUGUUGACCAGCCCGUGGAGACCUUGGUGGGAGCGGUACCAGCCAAUCAGCUACAACCUGUGUUCCCGAUCAGGAAAUGAGAAUGAGCUCAGAGACAUGAUUACCAGAUGCAACAACGUUGGGGUUAACAUCUACGUUGAUGCCAUCAUCAACCACAUGUGUGGAGCCGGAGGCGGAGAGGGAACCCACUCUACCUGUGGAACCUACUUCAGCGCCGACAGGAAGGACUUCCCCUCCAUCCCCUACAGUAGCUUUGAUUUCAACGAAGGCAAGUGCAGAACCGGCAGCGGAGACAUCGAGAACUACAAUGACAUCUACCAGGUGCGUGAUUGUAAUCUGGUGAGUCUGCUGGAUCUUGCCCUGGAGAAGGACUACGUCAGAGGAAAGGUGGCCGACUUCAUGAACAAGCUGAUCGACAUGGGAGUGGCUGGGUUCAGAGUGGACGCCUGUAAACACAUGUGGCCCGGCGACCUUAAUGCCAUCUACGGACGUCUCCACAACCUCAACACCCGCUGGUUCAACGAGGGAUCCAGACCCUUCAUGUUCCAGGAGGUUAUCGACAUGGGUGGUGAGGCCAUCAAGUCCUCGGAGUACUUCCACCUGGGCAGAGUCACUGAGUUCAAAUAUGGAGCCAAAAUUGGAGGCAUCUUCCGCAAGUGGAACGGCGAAAAGCUGUCUUACACCAAGAACUGGGGUGAGGGCUGGGGCUUCAUGCCCGACGGCAACGCUCUUGUGUUUAUUGAUAACCAUGACAACCAGAGAGGUCAUGGAGGAGGUGGAAACGCCAUAGUCACCUUUUGGGAUGCCAGGAUUUACAAGAUGGCCGUUGCCUACAUGCUUGCCCAUCCCUAUGGGGUGGCCCGUGUGAUGUCCUCCUUCCGCUGGAACCGUACUGAUGACUGGCAGGGCCCUCCCAGCCACGAAGAUGGAUCCACCAAGGACGUCCCCAUCAACGCUGACAGCACCUGUGGAGACGGAUGGGUGUGUGAGCACAGGUGGCGCCAGAUCACGAACAUGGCUACCUUCCGUAACGUGGUAAACGGACAGCCCCAUUCCAACUGGUGGGAUAACGGCAACAACCAGGUGGCCUUUGGACGCGGCAACCGCGGCUUCAUCGUCUUCAACAACGACGACUGGCAACUGGACGUGACUCUGAACACUGGCAUGCCCGGCGGCGUCUACUGUGAUGUCAUUUCCGGCCAGAAGGACGGAGGGCGCUGCACGGGGAAGACCAUCAACGUCGAGGCCGAUGGUGGCGCCCACUUCAAGAUCAGCAACACCGACGAGGACCCCAUGGUGGCCAUCCAUGCCGACUCCAAGCUGUAAACAAACAAUAUAAGCACAAACAAACAAUAAAAUUUACCAGUACUGCAAACUGAA